CCAGUACCCAGACCUUACUUUUUGCCAUUCCCCGAAUACCCCUAACGAUAUGGAAACUUCCGUUCAUGUCCCGCCAAGUUCUCUGCAAGUGCUCGUCCGCCCAAGCAGCCCCGGCCGCCGCAGUCGUCGACAUGGCCAAGUACAAGGAAGCUUUCGCAAGACGAAUGGCCAUGGCCGGCCUCAAACCCCACCACCGCCUCGCUAUUGGAGUUUCUGGAGGUCCAGACAGCAUGGCCUUGUGCGUUUUAUCUGCCCACUGGAAAGCUCAAGACUUUAGUGAGAAAUGUGACAAUGGUGGCUUCAUUGACGGGCUUUUAGCAAUAAUUGUGGAUCAUGGGCUGCGCCCUGAGAGCAAAGAGGAGGCCAACACUGUCUCCAAUCGGGUCUCGAAAAUGGGAAUCAGAAGUUGCAUUGCCUGCUGUGAUUGGCCAGAUGGUCACCCAAAACAAGGUCACUUGCAAGAAGCAGCCCGUGACAUGAGGUAUGAAAUGUUUCAGAACAUCUGCAUCCAGAACCGGAUUGGUGUGUUACUUAUUGCACAUCAUGCUGAUGACCAGGCUGAGUUAUUUGUUCUCAGACUAUCUCGCAAUAGCAGUGUUCUUGGACUUGCUGGUAUGCCUUUCACAUCUCAAAUUUUCUCUACGCAUACCCAUUCUUGUACUGAAGUUUCCAGAAACCAUGGUAUUCUUGUUGUACGUCCACUCUUGGAUCUUGUGAAAGAAGAUAUGUACAAGAUAUGUGAAGGAAGUAAUCAGGUCUGGGUGGAAGAUCCAACGAAUCAAAGCCAGUUAUAUGCUCGUAACAGAAUUCGAUUAUUCUUAAAGGACUCAACAUGUGCAUUCAGGUCGGAGCUACAAGCAGUUGUUGCUGCCUGUCGCAAAAUACGCAGAUACGUUGAUCAUAUUUGCAGUAAUUUGAUAAGUCAAGCAGUGACUUUUACGGAUCUCGGAUAUGCUGUUAUUGAUUUGGAGAUUCUUAACCAAUCAGAAAUCGAGGACAUAUGCAUGACAAAGUUUAUUGCUUUGGUUUUGAAGUUCAUCUCACAAAGGAACAGGCCAAUUAGAGGUAGCACUUCAAAAUUGCUUUUGAAUUACGUGCGUACUUUACCAUGCAAGACCUCCUUUACUGCAGCUGGCUGCUACAUUUCUCCGGCUCCUGGUUCUAGAGGCAUGAAAGCUCUAGUUUGUGUUUCUGUCGAUAGUCCUCUACCUUUAAAAAUGGGACUAUCCCGCUUACACUUUCAGGUUGAACAGGAACACAGUACUCCAGAUGAGAUAGAGCAAAUUAUAUCAGAUAGCAAAUCGUAUGCAGAUUCGUUGGUUCCAAAUAAAUCAGAUGUACAUUUCUUGGAAGGAAAUCCUGAAUCAAUUCUAACCGGAGCCAGGAAACUCGGUAUGAUUAGCGAGUCAACCCAUACAAAUAUCCUUUUAUUGCACCAGGAAGAGAUUAAGAAUUUCAAGUCUAGUAAAGUCGCAGCUGACUACAAGUCAGAGCAUGGAGUCAAAUCUGCUAGUACAUCACGGAGCGAACAACUUCAACCUGGGCAAAUAUGUUGCUUCAUGGACCGAUUCUUUGUCAUGUGGAAUUUGAGUGAGGAAGAGACUGACGAUGCAACUUCCGAGGAAGCAAAUCUUGACAGGGUUUUGGAGGCAGAAAGUCGCUCCUGUUGUUGCAGAUCUUGUGGUUUUGGUCAUGACACGGUAGUUGAGGUGCGCAACAUGAUUGAACCUGAUUGGCUGUAUCUUGCCAACUUGUCAAAGUGUCAGACCUCGGAAAACUUUCAAGAACAAAGACAUUCUCUCGAUAACGGGCUAGAGCAAACAGAAGAGAAGACGAACAAGUGUCUAGAUUAUGCAAGGCUCUCGGCACAAAGAGCUCUUGUAUCCCUGAGGUCCAUCCCUCUCGCUGCAAGAAGAGGCUUGCCUGUCCUAGUCAACGGUGAAGGACUACUGCUAAGCAUCCCAAGCAUUGGCUUCAAACACUGCCCACGCUUAGCAACAUCUGCAACAUUCAAGCCGAAAGUACCACUUGGCGGAGGUCAUACUUCCUUCAUCUAGUCAUCCAGUCGCUGUACUUUCCAAUUCAGCCCCAUGUUGGAGUCAAUAUAUGACCCCAGCAAGCUUCAAACCCCAAUUUUUGUACUGCAUUUAGAUAUGUUGCAAUUUGCAUGGUUGGCUUACAUGUAUUUUACCCCAGCAAGCUUCAAACCCAAAAUUUCCAUUGGGGAAACAUUUUGUACGCUAAAAAAAAGUAUUUCUUGAGUCAAUAUACGAUGCGUAAAUCUACUUAUGAAGAAGAA
This is a messenger RNA of Pyrus x bretschneideri (Chinese white pear), 2299 nucleotides long. RefSeq names its product tRNA(Ile)-lysidine synthase. NCBI's taxonomy places the organism in Eukaryota, Viridiplantae, Streptophyta, Magnoliopsida, Rosales, Rosaceae. The record is from RefSeq and is a predicted model, not a curated record. Gene Ontology annotation, molecular function: ATP binding; ligase activity, forming carbon-nitrogen bonds. Gene Ontology annotation, biological process: tRNA processing.